UGUUCUAUGUCAAAUGAUUCUAUUGUACUGUUUCUGUGGUUCAAAUGAACUAAAAUAUAUUUUUGCAAAUGUAAAUGUCAAUUAUUUGACUUACUUUACUUUCCAGAAAUCAGAUUUCACUUGUACACCGAACAGCGAGUUGAAAGGUUAAAAUUCCAGUAUUCAUCAUGAACUCACUACUUCGUCACAGUCAUAGAGUAUCCAAUAGAAUUAUUUCUGUAGCUACUAGGUGCAUUGGAACUUCUCAAUUCAGGUAUGCCUCGUUCAAGGUCCAAGAUGAUAAGGAUUUUUUGGAAAAAGUAGAAAACAGUAAAGAGCCCAUUAUCGUGGAUUUUUUUGCCAAUUGGUGCGGACCCUGCAAAGCCCUAGAGCCCAGGUUGCAGAAUGUUAUUGCACAAAGAAAGGGUCAAAUCUCAUUGGCUAAGGUGGAUAUCGACGAUUUAGGGGAAUUAGCUGCUAAAUAUGAGGUGAGCACUAUUCCUGCUCUAGUGGUGUUUGAAAAUGGAAAAGCCAAGGAAAGGUUGAUUGGAUUACAAGAUGAAGACAAGUUGAAUCUCUGGAUCGACAGGAUAUUGAAGAAAUAGAAAUUUGAUAAUGAUUUGCUGGUUGUAAAUAAGUGAUAUAUUUAAUUAAUGAGAUUUAUUAAAUUAGUGAUGAUGAAAUGAAAAAUGGCUUGAAUCAAUUAUAUCUUACACCUUUAAUACAAGUGCUCGAUAAAAUAGCAAUAAAAUGUUAGUAUCCCGUUGAA
Molecule: messenger RNA, 748 nt
Organism: Leptinotarsa decemlineata (Colorado potato beetle)
Lineage: Eukaryota; Metazoa; Arthropoda; Insecta; Coleoptera; Chrysomelidae
Product: thioredoxin, mitochondrial
Biological process (GO): cell redox homeostasis
Cellular component (GO): mitochondrion
Molecular function (GO): protein-disulfide reductase activity
Source: RefSeq, a predicted model, not a curated record